Drosophila bipectinata is the source of this 1063-nucleotide messenger RNA. It is a transcript of the gene Tim23, whose product is annotated as translocase of inner mitochondrial membrane 23. The record is from RefSeq and is a predicted model, not a curated record. Gene Ontology annotation, molecular function: transmembrane protein transporter activity. Gene Ontology annotation, cellular component: TIM23 mitochondrial import inner membrane translocase complex; mitochondrial inner membrane. NCBI's taxonomy places the organism in Eukaryota, Metazoa, Arthropoda, Insecta, Diptera, Drosophilidae. Gene Ontology annotation, biological process: protein import into mitochondrial matrix.
AUUUUUUUUGAACAGUGUUGUUAAACAGGCGUGCUACACUACAGAUGUCACGCUGUGAGCGGAGCAAGGGAAAUUUAAGUUAGAAAACAAAAGGAGAGCUCGAGAAAAAAUUUAUACUUACGUGUGUAGCGGACGGGAAUAUCAUUUGGUUGGUUUUUAAGAAAAAAAAAUUGGUAUACCAUACUUGGAAAACCUCAAACAAAUUCAAAAAUGAGUGACGACUUUCUACGAAAACCAUUCUCCUUGGCGCCCGCAGCACCCGUUGAAGAAGGAGCAACAACAAACUACACUCCAGUUACGAGCACUUUUAGUAGUGCCCCGGUUUCACCGUACCUCAAUUAUGAUUCAAGGUUCUUGCAGCAAGCACAGCCUGAGUUUAUCUUUCCUGAAGGCGCUAACAAACAGCGUGGACGCUUUGAGCUAGCAUUUUCCCAGAUUGGUACUUCGGUAAUGAUUGGCGGUGGAAUUGGCGGAGUUGCGGGCGUAUAUAAUGGUUUUAAAGUCACCAAGGCGCUGAAUCAGACAGGAAAACUGCGGCGAACCCAAUUAAUCAAUCACAUUAUGAAGCAAGGUUCGGGAACGGCAAACACUCUGGGUACUCUGGCGGUGCUAUAUUCGGCGUGUGGAGUGUUGUUGCAGUUCGUUCGUGGGGAAGAUGACCAUGUUAAUACAAUGAUGGCAGGCUCUGCCACAGGAUUGCUGUAUAAAUCAACGGCUGGCCUACGGAGGUGUGCACUUGGUGGCGCUAUUGGGCUAGGCAUUUCGUCGCUCUAUUGCUUAUACCUUUUAGCCCAAGAAAACACCACAAACUCAAGUCCAAAAUUCCUGUAGAUAACAGCUUUCCGAACAUGAAUAGAUCUACGCAGUUUGUGUAAAUAUUCUAUGCGCUUAUAAAGAAGUUUUGUUUAUUAUAAAUACUUAGCUUAGGUUCAAUGAAAGCCAAAAAUGUUUGUUCAUUAGGCUUAACGAUUUAAUACCGAAUCUGUUGAGGCUAAGAAAAUAGACAGAUUAAUCGCAAGAAAUGUGAAAAAUUAAAAACUUAUGAACAUUGCUUUCAUUUAAA